GUGACGUGUGAAACGCCGCAGAGCCGCAGAAACACUCCGUAAACCUACAACUCAGCAAUCGUUAUUAACAUUAUUGUAGUUAUUGCUUUGUUCUUUUUUUUUCCUUUUCCUUUGGAACACAAUGGAAUAAACGAAAUAAAGUGAAGAAACUUUUAUUUCCGUGAAAUAUAGAAGGCGUAAAUCUGGUAUUUUAGUGCGUUUUUAAUGCAGCUUUACUUUUGUACCGCUUGAAAUUUCGCCUCCAUGGAGAAAUCCAAGAACUUCCGUAUCGAGGCUCUGCUGAGAGAGCGCGCGCCGUGUGAGACUCCGCCCCCUAGUGCUUUCCCGGGGCCUGGAGCGCGCGCGGGUCCUUUCCCCGUGCCCUCCCGGUUUGUGUACUCGAGCGCUCCGCUGUUCCCCGCAGUGCCCGCGCUUCACUACACCGGAAUCCCGCACAUCAGCCCCGCAUACGAACCGUGGAUCCGCGCGAGCCUGCUUCUGCCGCGACUCCACCCAUACACAGCAUCUCCUCAGUUGGGGUUGAUGGGAAAAUGUCGGAGGCCACGCACAGCAUUCACCAGCCAGCAGCUGCUCGAGCUGGAGAACCAGUUUAAGCUCAACAAAUAUCUCUCACGGCCUAAACGCUUCGAAGUCGCCACAUCACUAAUGCUAACAGAGACACAGGUGAAGAUUUGGUUUCAAAAUCGCAGGAUGAAGUGGAAACGAAGUCGUAAAGCCAAGGAUCAACUGGGAGUGGCCCGAGAGCACAAAUCAAAUGAUGAGAAUCCAGUAUCUGUGCCUCAGAUUGUGGGACUUGGGGAUGAAGAGGAAGAAGAAGAGGUUGACAACAAAAAACAGUUCAACAUGGACAUGCAACACUCUGACGUUUUGCAGAAGGUCAUCGAUAACCGAUAUGCCUCAGAUGGCGAUGUGGAAGAAAUGAGAAAAAAGAGAGUAGGGUUAUAAGGAGGAGACGAGGAACCUAUCAGAAACAAAGAUGAGUCUGUUUUCUCAGAAACAUGGAGGUGAUGUGAAGAGAGGUGUUUUUUUUGUUUUUUUUAGUAUCCUGGCUAAAACUACUGUGAAACAUUGAAAUACUGAACGUUUUAUGGACUGAUAAUGUUACAUCAAUGUAUGGUGUACAGUGACCCUAAAUACAUUUACACAUCAACAAAGCAAAAUUGCAACAGGAAAACCAAAAAAGACAAAAGCAAAUCAGAAAUCAUCAAACAGCAAAUUUAGAAACACAAAACCAAAAACACAGCAUCAAAUUCAGAUAAACAAACAAAAAAAAUCCAACAAAAUUUUAAACACAAUAAUACCAAAAAUAAAUCAGCAGCAAAUUAGAAAACACAACAAACCAGGAUGAAAAAUACACCACAGCGAAAGGAAAAACAUUCAUUCAUUCACCUUCUACCGCUUAUCCGAACUACCUCGGGUCAUGGGGAGCCUGUGCCUAUCUCAGGCGUCAUCGGGCAUCAAGGCAGGAUACACCCUGGACGGAGUGCCAACCCAUCGCAGGGCACACACACACACACACUCAUUCACUCACGCAACCACACACUAGGGACAAUUUUCCAGGAAAAACAACAUCAUUUAAAAAAAAUAGAAAGAACAGAAAAUUCCAAAACACAAAAUUCAGAAAUAACAAAAACAGUAAAAGCAGCAGGUUCAGUAACAAAUCAAAGCCAAAAACACACAGUUAUCAGUUUAACAAUUUCAGAAACUUAACAACAGAUUUGAAUCGCAGUGGAUCACAGCAAAUUCAGAAACAUGACAAUAACUAAAAACAUAACAAUAAUAAAAAAAUUUAGCAAAUUUUAAAACACAACAACUAACAAACUUCUCUGUAAAUCAGAUCAAUUUAAAAUAGCAAUACCAAUGUUGGGUGCUAAACUAAGGUUAGGCUAACUAAAAGCUACCUCUAAGAACUAGAUGCUAAGUCAUUUUCAUUCUUGUUAGCCAGCUAGCUAACUGUUAAUAUGCUGUAAAAAACAUCAUGUCAGUCUAUGUGUGUUUUCUUUUUGUUGAACAAAAUUCACCUGUAGAAAUGCUACAUAAUAUGUGCUAAUGCUAAUGUUUAUACAAUUAGCAGCAGGUCUAGGAAAACAUUCAAACUCUGAAAUGAAUCAUGGAACAUUUGAAGAAUUUGAUCAGAUAACAUUUACAGUAGCAGUGUUAGCUAUGUUUAUUCCAAACUUAUGAUUCAUUGAAAUGAUACAGCAAUGUGCAAAAUGUCAUGCUUAAAAUGCAAGACUGGGCUUUUACUAAAAUCUUUUUCAACCUGAUGUUGUUUACACAUGUUAAAGUCUAGUUUAUUGACUGUAAAAUAACCUAGAGGUCAAAAGAAACAAAAGUAAAUAAUGUAAAUAACAUGAAUAAAAAAUGAAUCAUUUUGCAAAA
This is a messenger RNA of Tachysurus vachellii, 2382 nucleotides long. It is a transcript of the gene mnx2b, whose product is annotated as motor neuron and pancreas homeobox 2b. Bases 244 to 945 code for a protein of 233 amino acids. NCBI's taxonomy places the organism in Eukaryota, Metazoa, Chordata, Actinopteri, Siluriformes, Bagridae. Gene Ontology annotation, biological process: spinal cord motor neuron cell fate specification; endocrine pancreas development; neuron projection morphogenesis. The record is from RefSeq and is a predicted model, not a curated record. Gene Ontology annotation, cellular component: nucleus. Gene Ontology annotation, molecular function: sequence-specific double-stranded DNA binding; DNA-binding transcription factor activity, RNA polymerase II-specific. The transcript is spliced from 3 exons.